Vicia faba (fava bean) is the source of this 495-nucleotide messenger RNA. The record is from the annotation of a GenBank genome assembly. Lineage: Eukaryota; Viridiplantae; Streptophyta; Magnoliopsida; Fabales; Fabaceae.
AUGACAGGCAUAUCAGUUACCGGUAUCACUCACACGCUCACCCCAACAAUCUCUUCAUUCACGCGCUUCUCACCCACUUUUUUCUCUUCUAACUUUCAUCUUCGAGCUGCUGCUUCUUCUUCUUCAACUACAUUUCUUGACACCAAUCCAACUGUGGAUUCCAUCGUAGUUGAGAAGGAAGUUACUCGGAGCAGCAAUCCCUUGGCUUGUCCUGUAUGUUACAAAUCGUUAAAUUGGACUACUCGUCAUGCUUUGUCGAUAGAUACCAUCCCUGGAUCUAGUUUACAAUGUAGAACCUGUCAGAAAGCAUACGUUGGUAACCAAACGCAUCUUGAUCUCACGGCAAUAAGCGGUGCUAAGAACUAUGGUGAAUCCAUGCCAGCUUCCACUGAGCUUUUCAGGACGCCGUUGAUAUCAUUUCUCUAUGAGAGGGGCUGGCGUCAAACCUUUUCUGUAUUGGGUGGUUUUCCAGGUCCCGAGAAAGAGGUUCAUUAA